This is a messenger RNA of Auanema sp. JU1783, 3438 nucleotides long. NCBI's taxonomy places the organism in Eukaryota, Metazoa, Nematoda, Chromadorea, Rhabditida, Rhabditidae. The record is from the annotation of a GenBank genome assembly.
AUGAGGAUAGCAUUCCUUUUCUGCUUGUGGAUCAUUUAUGUCCAAGGACAAGAUCAACAGAAUCAACAGCCAAAUGACAAAGAGCAUUUAUUAAGCUUCGAUGCUUGCAAAGAUGAUAUUAAUAGAUUAUGUAAAAAAGAAGGAGUUGAUCUCAACUCUGAUAUGUCAAUUUUGGAAUGCUUGCAAGAUGCUGGGUACUCUGAGUCUGAAACUCUAACCAAAGACUGCGAAAACCUUGUCUGGGAUUUCAAGGUGAGACUCACGCAAGACGAACGAUUUAUAGCUGCAGCCAAGAGUUAUUGUGAUGCUGAGUUGAAAGAAAAUACUGCUAUGAACAAUUGUGUUCAAUUGACUCAAUCUGGACAUGCCUUGAGUUGUUUGAUAGAUUUCGUCCAAAAUGUUACUAAGACUUCUAACUGUUAUGCUUUCCUUUCUCGUACUGAGAAAUUGGCUUUCUCUGACUUCCGUCUUAUUGGUCCAUUUAUUGAUAAAUGUCGAACGACCAUCAGCAAGUUUGGGUGUGCCGUUCUUACUCCAAAUGCUGCCCAUAAAGGCGUACGUGUUAGUCACACGCAAGGAAUGGCUUUGGAAUGUAUCAUCCAGCAAGUUGUGAAGCAAUCGAAACAAGCUGAUGCAUUAAAUGAAAUAGAUUCGGAGUGUCGGCAUGAGGUUAUGAGAUUGGCUGAACUACAAAGUGAAGAUUGGCAUUUGGACCGUCCCCUUUUCUUCGCAUGUCGAGCAGACCGCGAGAAAUAUUGUAAAGAAGUUCCUGCUGGUCAAGGAAAAGUAUACGAAUGUCUCUUAUUGAAACGUAACGAUCAGUUCAUGGAUCCCGCUUGUUCAAAUGUUCUUGCGGAGAGAGCUUACAUGUAUGGAAGGGAUUAUCGUAUGGCUCAUCCACUCACCAAAGCUUGUGAAGCUGAAAUGAAAAAUUUCAAGUGCGAGCCUCAGAGCCACUUGGAGGCUGCGGCUCAUUUCCAUCUUUCAUGGAUUCUUCUUUGUCUUGAGAAUGCCUCUCAUAGUAAUAAGGACAAACCAUCCAAAGAAUGCCAGCAUGAGAUGAUAAACCAUAGACAAUUGAUGCUCCAUGAGUUCCGUAUGGCUCCUGAAUUAGUCAUGCAGUGUGCUGCUGAAAUCGACAAAUGGUGCAGUCCCCGAGGAGAUAUUGAAGCUGAAGGUAGAACACUUCACUGUUUGAUGGAGCAUGCGCAAUCAAGAAAAGAGGAAGAAAAGCUUGGAGUGCAAUGUAUGCAAGCAGUUUCUCAAGUUGUUAAGGUUGCUGAUAUUGGGUCCAACUAUAAAGUCGACAGAGUUCUUUAUGCUUCUUGCCGGUCUUUAGUAGAUACUGUCUGUUCUCUUGAUGCUGUUUCUGAGACCGCCACUUUACAAUGUUUAAUGAAGCAUGUUGAUAACCCAGACAUGACUGCUGAUUGUGAGAAACGUCUUUUAGAGGUUCAAUACUUCAUGGCUCGUGAUUGGACUCUGGAUCCUCAGUUAUACUCCGCUUGUCACGACGAGGCUAUCAACAAGUGUCAUGCUUUGGACAAUUGGCAUGUUGCGAACAACGCUGGGAAUAUUCCUGAUCCAGGGCCACAAGUUCUUGCUUGUCUUUACAGAAGUGCUUAUGACGAAGAGCGUCCGCUCUCCUAUAAGUGUGGCAUAGAAGUACGUAGAGUAUUGCAUUCUCGCGCAGUUCGCGUUAACUUACUACCUGAAGUCGAAGAUAAUUGUCGCGACGCUCUAUCAGAGUAUUGUAGCCAUCAAGUUCAACCAAUGGAGGAAAUGCAAUGCCUCCAGGAUAAUUUUGAGAAACCUGAAUUCAUGAGUAAACAUAAGAGAUGUCAUGAGGAGCUUGUUAAAUUCACUAAAAUGGAAUCACAGGACACAAAGCUAAACAUCGCUUUAACGAGAGCUUGUAAACCAGUUAUUUCCACUUACUGUCAAGAGUUCCAAAAUGAAGAUAUAGAUCAAGGAGAUGUAAUGGAGUGUCUUCUAACCAACAAGGACACACCCGAAAUGACGAGCAAAUGUAAAUCGUACGUGAAUCAUUUCGAACUUGUUUCUCUACGUGAUUAUCACUUUUCUUACAAGUUCCAAAAAGCUUGCACACCUGACAUUGAAAACUUCUGUAAAGGGCAUGGAAAUGACAAGGCUGAAAUUAUUCGCUGUCUUUCUGAAGUUCGAUUCAAACAUAAAGUUCUUGGACAGACCGCUGAUCUCUCUGACCCUUGCAAGAAGCAGCUGAAAGUGGCUUAUCUUCAACAAGAACAGGUAGAAUUCGAUGAUAAAGAGCAUAUGGCUGAUGCGGAUCCUCUUUUGGCUCAAAAAUGCGCUGUUGAGCUCAAAAAAUUCAGAUGUAAUGAAGCGGAUUCUUUCGAAGACACUGUUGAAUGUCUUCGUCAGAAUUUCAAUGGUUUAGGCCACGACUGUCGAUCUAUGGUCUUUUAUCGUGAAAAGAUUGAAGCUGUUGACAACACAAUGGAUGACGAAUUACAGACCAAGUGUAAAUAUGAUAUUGGUAAGUUCUGUGGUGGACAGAAUAAGGAAAAUGUUCUCGAGUGCUUGACCAAUACGAAGAUAGUCCGCUUGUUACAACGAGAAUGUAAAACAGUUGUGCAGGAGAGAAUGCAAGAAGCUGCUGGAGAUGUUAGAUUAAGACCAGGACUUCUCAAUGCCUGUCGAGAUGAGAUCAAGACCUACUGCCCCGAAGAUCUAGAUAAGAUAAAUAAACCUCAGUACGCGCAAACCAUGCUUAAAGGAGUAGUAGUUGGUUGCUUGAGAGAGCAGUAUAGAAGAUCAGCUCAUGAGCAAAUUCAUCUAGGUGCUCCAUGCAAAGAAGAGAUAACCAAAGCUAUUCUCGAAGCUGAACUUGAUCCUAAGCUUGAUCCUUCUUUGUAUGAUGCCUGUAAACCCACUAUUGAGAAGCAUUGCUCCGCUUCAGUUAUUCAAACGGGUGGAAACUUUGAUAAUGUAAUUGAAUGUUUGAAAGCUGAUUUCUACAAGGGAGUCAUUGGAGAUCCAAAUUGUAAUAAAGAGCUCGCUCGAAGAACCGAAGAAACAUUAGUUGAUAUCAAUCUUGAUCCUGCCCUACAUGAAGCUUGUGGUGUUGAUAUCCAAAGACUCUGUAGAGAUGUUCCUCCUGGAAAUAGCCGAGUCAUCAUGUGUCUCAUGGAUGCUGCAGAAAGCUCCAACGCUCAAUUAACUCCUGGUUGUAGAAACAAGCUCGUCGAUAGAAACAGGUUAUGGAUGAAGGCACAUAAGGAGUUUGAGAUGGUUUUACCUGAUAGUUGGCAUGACGUUGUAGAAUUAAUCCAAACUCAUCCCAAUAAGAUUUCUCUACUUGGAUGGCUCGGAGGUGUCAUAUUCUUCUUAUUUAUUUUCGGAUGUUGUUGUGGAAGGUUAACAAAGAGGACUCAUUACGAACUUAAAAAUCGUUAA